AUGGAUGGCCGUGGAGCGCGUUCUGACUCGAUAAAUAUGAGCACACAAUGUCCAGUUUCGACGUCUAGUGGACAUGAUGUCUCUCCUCCGUUGAGAGCUGCCGCCAGUGACCUCACCCAAUCGUCCGUGGCAGAUGCCAGCGAUUCAAACUCCCCUCCAUCCACGUCAUCGUCUCUUCAAUUUGGAACCGAUCCGGGCGCGAGUUCCAGCACAAAUUCCCAAGUAGACCAACCUCGGUCACUGUCACAGCUCCAGGCGACCUCAUUUCCCCGACCGCUGGAAAAGGUCGACUCUGGCCAUGACACAAUAUCAUCUACCCCUUUUCAUAGUCCACCCAGUGCUAGGAGCGUUGUUCAGCUCACACCAGGGCAGAAAAGAACGGCAAGCGGGAGUAUGAAAUGCUCGGUGUCUCCGGACCGACCAUUCUCUGCAUUGACUACUCCCGGAGCUAGGUAUCAUUCAAGAUCUGCGAGUACAGAUUCGCAUUCAAGUCGUAUUGCCGAAAUAUCGGCUCAACUCCGCUCAAAAUUAUCCUGGGCAGCAGCAAAAGUGGAAAAGGAUUGGAAAUCCAACCCAAACAGCAAGCAGUUCAGCUUAUCUAGCAAGACACAUUCGCCAAGAGAAAUUAAUGCGCCCAUACAACCUAAUGGUUAUCCACCGUCAAAUCAACCUCCAAAGUUCAACGGUUCUGUUGGAGAGCGCGAUCUUGCGGCUCAAGUGUUAAAAAUCGCGACUGGACAUAGCAACCUGAAGCCUGAUAUGCCACAAAGCAAACCACUGAACAGCUCGUCUAGACCAUACCAUCGGCAUAAUUUAUCGAUGGGUUCAAUUCCAUCAAAGUUGUCCUAUGAGCGGUCAACUUCGAAUGGCCUCCACAAAAUCCCCCGCCUUGCUCCACCAGCAGAUAUAAUUCCGGGAAAUGGGCCUCAUACAAAACGGAGAAUAAGCCAAAAUACCACAAGCCCUAAAAAGUUCAAGGUCCCAUCUCUUUCACAGCAGUCCUCGAGCUCCUCUGUGAUAGGCACCCAGGGGUCUUGUCCUAUUCCCGCUACCCCUCCGCAGCCCCAUCAACCCUCAUUUAAAGCCCCAUCAUCUGCAACGACGGCUAUUCUUGGAAGACACUGUACUCCUACCGAAAAAACAAUCAUGGAGCAGGAUGCAGUCGAAACUCUCGUUUUCAUGGGAAGUCCAGAAAAUUCGGGGUACUACAAUGACUCUCGACCACACACCAACCCGCCUAGCAAUUCACAGGAUUCAAUUCAAUACCCCCCGGUGACGGAAAACACAUCAGCUCCAACUUCUUCUGCACCUCCAACACUAGGUAUGCCUUUCAGUUACGAACCUCGAGAACGGGGUCCGCUUCAGUCCAAACGCGUUAGCUUUGCAGAACAUGGUGGAGAAGCUCCGUACGCAAACUGCAGCCGGCCCAGGCUAGAACAAAACGCUGGUGAUGAAAUUGACCGUCUGCUGGACGAAAUGGGUGACAGCGACAACGAACCAGAUUAUGAUUGGUUUGCUCAUAUGUCGGGAGCCAGGGAUAAUUUUAGUCUACCUCAGCAAAAUAACCAGUGGACCAAUGACCAAUGCAGCCCCCCAAGCUCAGCUAUAUGUCAACCCGGUAAUAAUGCUCAGCUGCGAGGCUAA
Trichophyton benhamiae CBS 112371 is the source of this 1644-nucleotide messenger RNA. RefSeq lists its product as uncharacterized. Gene Ontology annotation, cellular component: SBF transcription complex; cytoplasm. The record is from RefSeq and is a predicted model, not a curated record. Gene Ontology annotation, molecular function: transcription coregulator activity. The transcript has 2 exons. Bases 1 to 1644 code for a protein of 547 amino acids. NCBI's taxonomy places the organism in Eukaryota, Fungi, Ascomycota, Eurotiomycetes, Onygenales, Arthrodermataceae.